CCCAGGCAGGCAGGAAGGGGCCGCAUUCUCUCUUCCUUCCUCCCCGCAGAUCGGCGACCACCGCAGCCGCCCGCCCGCCCGCCCGUCUCCGGCGAAUGGCGUCCCGCCUCGCGACCCGCCUCCUCUUCCGCCGCCGCGCCGCUCUAGUAAGUUUCGUCCAGAGCUAUAGACAUGCUAGACAUUUCAGCACUCAGUUACUCGAAGGUGUUCCGAGAUUUUCAAAGCCAACAUGUGUACGCUAUCUCCUUCCAAAUGCUUCUCCUUAUCAAAUUUGGAGUAGAUCAUUUGCUUCAGAGAAUGGUGACUUGGUUGAAGCUGUUGUGCCCCACAUGGGUGAAUCUGUAACUGAUGGAACCCUUGCCAAUUUCUUAAAGAAACCUGGUGAUAGAGUUGAAGCUGAUGAGGUCAUAGCUCAGAUUGAAACCGAUAAGGUUACUAUAGAUGUUUCUAGUCCAGAAGCUGGGGUAAUUGAAAAGUUCACUGCCAGUGAAGGUGAUACUGUUACUCCAGGCACAAUAAUUGCCACGAUAUCUAAGUCUGCUGCUCCAAGUGAGACCCAUGCUGCACCAUCUAAAGAAACCUCCCAGAAGGAGACCCCUCCACCACCUCCUCCAGAGAAACCCAAGGUUGAGGAAAAAACACCAAAAGUUGAAUCUGUCAAAAAGCAGGCGUCAAAACUAGCCUCGCCAUCAGAACCUCAGCUCCCUCCAAAAGAAAGAGAGAGAAGGGUGUCAAUGCCAAGGCUCAGGAAGCGUAUUGCGAAUCGCUUGAAGGAUUCUCAGAACACUUUUGCACUGCUGACUACAUUCAAUGAAGUUGACAUGACUAAUUUGAUGAAGCUGCGUUCCGACUACAAAGAUGAGUUUGUUAAGAAGCAUGGUGUCAAAUUGGGUCUGAUGUCCUGCUUUGUUAAGGCUGCUGUUUCUGCGCUUCAAAAUCAGCCGAUUGUCAAUGCUGUUAUUGAUGGUGAUGACAUCAUCUACAGAGACUACAUUGACAUUAGUGUUGCUGUUGGCACUUCCAAGGGUCUUGUGGUGCCUGUUAUCCGCGAUACAGAAGGGAUGAACUUCGCGGACAUUGAGAAGGGGAUAAAUGGCCUUGCAAAGAAGGCAACUGAGGGGGCACUGUCUAUCGAUGAGAUGGCAGGGGGAACCUUUACCAUAUCCAAUGGGGGUGUCUAUGGAAGCCUUAUCAGCACACCUAUCAUUAAUCCGCCGCAGUCAGCAAUUCUUGGAAUGCAUUCCAUUGUUCAACGCCCUGUGGUUGUCAACGGUGACAUCCUUGCGAGACCAAUGAUGUACCUUGCACUGACAUAUGACCAUAGGUUGAUCGAUGGUAGAGAAGCUGUUCUGUUUCUGCGUCGCAUCAAGGACGUGGUUGAAGAUCCACGGAGGUUGCUCCUUGACAUAUAGUUCCAUAUAGUACUUCUGGCAUGCCAUUGUUGUUGAUUUCCGAAUAAUUGUAAACACAAUUUUGACACAUGCCGUAGUCGCUUCUCCAAAAAUUGAGAAUUCGGGUGCUGGCCUCUGAAUUUUAGAAGAAAGAUAAAAAAACUCGGGUCCUUUUUAUGAGGUGGUUAAUUUUUUGG
Molecule: messenger RNA, 1588 nt
Organism: Lolium perenne
Lineage: Eukaryota; Viridiplantae; Streptophyta; Magnoliopsida; Poales; Poaceae
Product: dihydrolipoyllysine-residue succinyltransferase component of 2-oxoglutarate dehydrogenase complex 1, mitochondrial
Biological process (GO): tricarboxylic acid cycle
Cellular component (GO): oxoglutarate dehydrogenase complex; mitochondrion
Molecular function (GO): dihydrolipoyllysine-residue succinyltransferase activity
Source: RefSeq, a predicted model, not a curated record